CCAUGCGCAGAAGGCCGGCUAACAACCGGCGGCGAUUGUCCACAAUGUGGACUCCGAUGACUUAAUCAGCAUGGGAUCCAAUGAUCUGGAUGUUCUGAAGCAGAUAGACAUCCCUUCAGUGUUUAUUGGUGAAGCAGCAGCCAACUCUCUCAAAGAGGAUUACGUCUAUGAGAAAGGUGGUCAUGUGAUUCUCCUGCCGGACUUCAGCUUGCCUCUGGAGUAUUAUCUGAUCCCAUUCCUCAUCAUUGUUGGAAUCUGCCUCAUCCUCAUUGUAGUUUUCAUGAUCACAAAGUUUGUUCAGGACAGACAUAGAGCCAGGAGAAGUCGCUUACGCAAGGACCAGCUGAAGAAACUCCCAAUUCACAAGUUUAAGAAAGGUGAUUCGUAUGACGUGUGUGCCAUUUGUCUGGACGAGUACGAGGAGGGUGACAAGCUGCGGGUCCUUCCCUGCUCACACGCCUAUCACAGCAGGUGUGUCGACCCAUGGCUGACCAGAACCAAGAAGACCUGCCCCGUGUGCAAGCAGAAGGUGGUGCCGUCCGACGGGGACUCCGAGUCCGAGUCUGAGUCGGGUGACAGCGAGGAGAACGAAGUGUCAGAAAACACGCCCCUGCUGCGAUCUCUGGCCUCCACCAGCGCUCAUUCCUUCGGGACCAUGUCCGGCUCGCUGUCCCAUCACGACACCGAGUCCUCGGACUACGACCCGCGCAGCGACUCCGACAGCGAGGAGGAGGUGACCGUGGAGACGGUGGUCGUACAGCUGCAGCAGGACCGUCCUGACCACAUGGAGGCCAGCGCUUGACCCUCAAACUCUCAGUGAGACUCCAGUGCGUCUCACCGUCACUCACAAGUUAUCAUUGAAACACGUUUAACGCUCACCGCGUGCAGCGAUACUAUGCAGCCAAAUUUUAUAAUUCACGAAUUUUGCCAACCUGGUGAAACGUCACCUUUGAGGAUGUCCUUAGCGCUUGCUGCCAAACUCGUCUCAGACGUGCAUCCGAUCGCGACCAACAGCAUGUUUCAUACGAUAAGACUUGACUGCUUGAGUUUGAUCAUUAGAGCGGAGCCGCCGCACACACCAGUCACUCAGAAGUGUAGUUUACAUCAUUUAGGAGUCUGUUUGUUUUUUCUAACACAAUGUGGUCUGUUCCUGAUGUCUGACUGCGUUUUAAUGUUGCUUUACUGUAAAUAUACCUUUCACUUACACUUGUUUCUGAGUAGUCCACAUUCAUUUCUCUUCAUGAAUAAAAUACUACACCUUUU
Molecule: messenger RNA, 1263 nt
Organism: Cyprinus carpio (common carp)
Lineage: Eukaryota; Metazoa; Chordata; Actinopteri; Cypriniformes; Cyprinidae
Product: E3 ubiquitin-protein ligase RNF13-like
Biological process (GO): ubiquitin-dependent protein catabolic process; protein ubiquitination; positive regulation of DNA-templated transcription
Cellular component (GO): cytoplasm; nucleoplasm
Molecular function (GO): zinc ion binding; ubiquitin protein ligase activity
Source: RefSeq, a predicted model, not a curated record